CCGGCCCCGCCCCCUUCUUCAGCCCGCUCCGCCCGAGCCCCUGUCGAACGCCACCCCGCCCCCCAGGCCUGGCGCGGUGGGCCGACCCCGCCUCUGGCUGACCACCUCCGAUCCCGUGGCCUCACCUCUGACCCCUAGGACCAGCCUUCCCAUCCUCCAGUGUCUCUGUCUCGACCCCUCCCACGCCUCCAAACCCUUCCCUGCCCUGGACCAGCCAGUCAGUGCGAGGGUCCUCGCGAAUCAAGGAGCUGCUUGCUGCUUCCAAGCCCGAUUCUACUGGCCCAGCCUUCCUAGGGGUGUUUAGGACACCCGUUACCCACAUCUUCGAGGGUAGCUUUUGCACAGGCUCCAGUGUCUACAGGGCGGGAGGAUGGAAACAGAUCCUAAUUGGAACUGAGGUUCAGGGCAGCUCUCAGGGCCUGUGUGGGGCAAGAGGAUGCUUUCCCAGCCCCACCAUGGAGCUGCGCUGUGGGGGAUUGCUGUUCAGUUCUCGCUUUGAUUCAGGGAACCUAGCCCAUGUGGAAAAGGUGGAAACAGUUUCUAGCGAUGGGGAAGGAGUAGGAGGGGGGGCUUCAGCCCCCACUAGUAGCAUUGCUUCCCCUGACUACGAGUUCAACGUGUGGACCCGGCCGGACUGUGCUGAAACAGAAUUUGAGAACGGGAACAGGUCAUGGUUCUACUUCAGUGUCCGGGGAGGAACUCCAGGGAAACUUAUCAAGAUCAACAUUAUGAACAUGAACAAGCAAAGCAAGCUAUAUUCUCAGGGCAUGGCCCCCUUUGUGCGCACGUUGCCUUCCCGGCCACGCUGGGAACGCAUUAGAGACCGGCCCACCUUUGAGAUGACAGAGACACAGUUUGUGCUAUCCUUUGUUCACCGUUUCGUAGAGGGCCGGGGAGCCACCACCUUCUUUGCCUUCUGCUACCCCUUCUCCUACAGCGACUGCCAGGAUUUGCUAAGCCAGCUAGACCAGCGCUUUCCAGAGAAUCACUCUACCCAUAGCAGUCCUCUGGAUAGCAUUUAUUACCACCGGGAGCUUCUCUGCUAUUCUCUGGAUGGACUUCGGGUAGAUCUACUAACAGUCACUUCCUGCCAUGGGCUUCGAGAAGAUCGGGAGCCCCGUCUAGAGCAGCUAUUCCCUGAUCUUAGCACUCCCCGACCCUUCCGUUUCACAGGCAAAAGGAUAUUCUUCUUAAGCAGCAGGGUACACCCUGGAGAGACUCCAUCUAGCUUUGUCUUCAAUGGCUUUUUGGACUUCAUCCUUCGACCUGAUGACCCCCGGGCACAAACCCUACGUCGACUCUUUGUCUUUAAGUUGAUUCCUAUGUUAAACCCUGAUGGUGUGGUUCGGGGUCACUACCGCACAGACUCCCGUGGGGUGAAUCUCAACCGUCAGUACCUGAAGCCUGACGCCAUCCUGCACCCAGCCAUCUAUGGCGCAAAAGCUGUGCUCCUCUACCAUCACGUGCACUCCCGGCUCAAUGCCAAGAGUCCCUGUGCCCCGCAGCCCAGUCCCCAUCUCCAGCCUGAGACUCCUCUUUCUGACCUUGAGAAAGUCAACAACCUCCACAAUGAAGCUCACCUUGGACAGCCACCUGAUGGGGAAAGCCCUGAGACCUGGGCUGAGCCAGAGCCAGCAGCAGAAGAGAAGACUGACACUGUGUGGAUUAUGCCACAACAGUCUCCUGAACUGGAAGAGCCAGCCCCUGACACCAUCCCCCCAAAAGAGAGUGGUGUUGCUUACUAUGUGGACUUGCAUGGACAUGCUUCCAAAAGGGGCUGCUUCAUGUAUGGAAACAGCUUUAGUGAUGAGAGCACCCAGGUGGAAAACAUGUUAUAUCCAAAGCUCAUCUCCUUGAAUUCAGCCCACUUUGACUUCCAGGGCUGCAAUUUCUCAGAGAAGAACAUGUAUGCCCGAGACCGUAGAGAUGGCCAGUCCAAAGAGGGAAGCGGUCGUGUUGCAAUCUACAAAGCCUCAGGGAUAAUACACAGCUACACACUUGAAUGCAACUACAACACUGGACGCUCAGUAAACAGCAUCCCUGCUGCCUGCCACGACAAUGGGCGCGCCAGCCCCCCUCCGCCACCAGCUUUCCCCUCCAGAUACACUGUGGAACUAUUUGAGCAGGUGGGCCGAGCUAUGGCCAUCGCAGCUCUGGAUAUGGCAGAGUGUAACCCAUGGCCCCGAAUUGUGCUGUCAGAACACAACAGCCUCACUAACCUGCGGGCCUGGAUGCUAAAGCACGUGCGCAACAGCAGAGGUCUGACCAGCACUGUGAGCGUGGGUGUGGGCGUGAGCAAGAAGAGAGGAGCUCGAACUCCGCCCAAAAGUAACAAUGGAUUGCUCAUUUCCAGCUCCGAAAACACCUUGAGCCGGGCUCGAAGUUUUAGCACUGGCACAAGUGGUGGUGGUAGCAGCAGCAGCCAACAAAAUUCUCCACAGAUGAAGAACUCUCCCAGCUUUCCUUUUCAUGGCAGUCGGCCUACAGGGCUGCCAGGCCUGGGCUCUAGCACCCAAAAGGUCAGCCAUCGGGUGCUGGGCCCUGUCAGAGAGCCCCGAUGCCCAGACAGAAGACGGCGGCAGCAGCCACUGAACCAUCGUCCUACCACAAGCAGCCUGGCCCCAUCCCCAACUCUUGCUAGUUCUGGCCCAGCCUCCUCACGAAACCUGGGCUCCUGUCUACUGCCCAAUCCACUCAGCUUAUCAGGGAGCAGCUGCUCAUUCUCGUCUUCAGGGGACAAGCCAGAGGCUGUCAUGGUGAUUGGGAAAAGUCUGCUAGGGGCUGGUGCUCGGAUCCCCUGCAUUAGGACUCGUUUGCAGGCUAGGCCCAGGUUGGGCCGGAGCUCACCGCCGACUCGCAGAGGGAUAGGAGGCUCUUCAAGCCCCACAUUCCCUAUCCCCCAGACCAGAGAGAGCAGUGAGCUGGAGCCGGGACCCCGCUCUGCUACACCAGGGCUGCCUCAGGCCGGCCCCCCACGGCCCCGCUCUGCCCCUGCCUUUUCUCCUAUUUCCUGUACUCUAUCUGACUCCCCAACCCGGAUUUGUUACAGCAGGGGGCCCCUGAACCAGUGUGAGGUUUGUUUCGUCCCUAAAUCUCCAUCACUCACUAUUUCUCCCAGGGUCUGACCAUGCCUUUACCUCCAUGCCCAGGACAUAGACCUAAGGUGAGGGAACACAGUGAACGAUAUGUUAGUCCCGUCUUCCAGCUGCUGGUAUCAUGUGACAACAUAGCUCCUUGGGAUACCGGUCACGCGUCUGAGGCCUUGCAGAACAUCACCUUGAGACAGAACAAAACAGGGACCUGCCACCCCUUCCCUCCCUCCACAGCACAAGAUUUUGGGACCACAAAAAAAUAUAUAUCUAUAUUUUUGUAUUGGGGGGAGGGAAUAGAAAAGAAAGCAGCCCCUAUACUGGGCCCUAUUCAGUGGCAGCUUCUUGUUCCAUAGGAUUAAGGAAGACUUUGAGGAAAUAAAAGUUGUUUGGAAAAAUC
This is a messenger RNA of Myodes glareolus (Bank vole), 3489 nucleotides long. It is a transcript of the gene Agbl5, whose product is annotated as AGBL carboxypeptidase 5. The record is from RefSeq and is a predicted model, not a curated record. NCBI's taxonomy places the organism in Eukaryota, Metazoa, Chordata, Mammalia, Rodentia, Cricetidae. Gene Ontology annotation, molecular function: zinc ion binding; metallocarboxypeptidase activity. Gene Ontology annotation, biological process: proteolysis; protein deglutamylation.